Molecule: messenger RNA, 186 nt
Organism: Ficedula albicollis (Collared flycatcher)
Lineage: Eukaryota; Metazoa; Chordata; Aves; Passeriformes; Muscicapidae
Product: mitotic-spindle organizing protein 1-like
Exons: 1
Biological process (GO): gamma-tubulin complex localization; microtubule nucleation by interphase microtubule organizing center; mitotic spindle assembly
Cellular component (GO): gamma-tubulin ring complex; centrosome; interphase microtubule organizing center
Source: RefSeq, a predicted model, not a curated record
UCUGUAGCAACUAAAGUGCUUUCAGUUUUUUCUGUUGCAGUUCUGUUUGAGAUUUCAAGAAUAUUAAACACUGGCUUGGAUAUGGAGACGUUGUCUAUUUGUGUGCGGCUUUGUGAACAAGGGAUAAACCCAGAAGCAUUGUCUUCUGUUAUUAAAGAACUGCGUAAGGCUACAGAAGCUCUGAAG